AUGCUCAGCCUUAUCCUUCCUGCCGACGACUGUGCACAGUUCACACGGACUCUUGCGGAUGAGCUCGGAGACGAGAAUGAGGCGAACGUGAAGUUCAAGAAGUACGGCCGGCGGCAAGUGGACUUUUGCGUUAAGUUCAGUGUGCGCGCUUCUAGACGGAGUACCUCUUCCACACCGGCUCCAGCUCCUUCGACUUCUGCUGCCGCUUUAGCGCCGGUCAAGAGGAAGUUCAAGCUUGCCGUAUCGGGGUCGUCGUUGCCCAGCGCGUCACAACUACACCGCGCUUACGAUUAG
Messenger RNA from Peniophora sp. CBMAI 1063, 294 nucleotides. The record is from the annotation of a GenBank genome assembly. NCBI's taxonomy places the organism in Eukaryota, Fungi, Basidiomycota, Agaricomycetes, Russulales, Peniophoraceae.